UUCCAUUCCAAUCUUUCAUUAAAACCCAAUUUUUCGCGUCUGAAUUCAUUAGUACUGAUUCACUGUAAUGGAUCCACCGCCACCACCUGCCGCCACUGCAACUACGGCUGCGGCGACCGCCGCUGCUAACUUUGCAGCGACCGCCAUUCAGCACAACUAUCAGGAUUCCAUAGAAUCCUCACCCCGUUCCAACAACGCCGACUCUUGGGACGACCCUCUCCCGCCAGUGCCAGGCGCCAAACUUCGCCUUAUGUGCAGCUAUGGCGGCCACAUUAUCCCUCGUCCUCAUGAUAAGUCACUCUGCUACGUCGGGGGUGAUACACGUAUUGUCGUCGUCGACCGCCAUUCCUCUCUUUCCGACCUCUGCAUGCGCCUCUCACGAACACUCCUUAAUGGCCGCCCAUUCACCCUCAAGUACCAGCUUCCUCACGAAGAUCUCGAUUCCUUAAUUUCCAUAGCGACGGAUGAAGAUCUCGAGAACAUGAUUGAGGAAUACGACCGAAUCACCAUGGCUUCGCCGUUGAAACCUCUGCGAAUCCGUCUGUUUAUCUUCUUCACGAAGCCUGAAACUGUGGCUUCUAUGGGUUCGUUGCUCGACGAUGCCAAACACGAGACGUGGUUCGUCGAUGCACUAAAUAGUUCGGCCGGGAUGAUUCCGAGAGGGCUUUCCGAUUCGGCUACUAUGGAGUGUAUGGUGAAUCUCGACGCGGUUCGUGGGAGUGAUUCGUGUAAUGAUUUGGAAAAUCAAGGUCAUGAUUCUCUAGGGCAUAUUGACAAACAGGUCGAGAAGAAUAGUAAUUCGGCACACGAUGUGCAAUCGAUUCCUGAUUCUCCCGCGGUGGAAAAUGAUUCUUCGUUUGGUUCGUCUUCAUCGGUGCCGUCGAUGUCCAACUUGCCGCCGAUACGUGUGCGUGUGGAGGAGGCGGAGGUCAGAGUUCAAGAUCCCAAGGUGGGAUUAGAAGAGCAAUUUGGGCAGAUGCAUUUUGGUGUACCUCCAAUUCCUACUGCGUUGGCUGCUGCCGCAGCUGUUUCAUUGGCUGCUGUUUCUAAUCACGAAAAUGCCAAUCGGGUCUUUAACGACGACGAGAGAGCGGAGCAGGGAGGUCCGGUGGCGUUCCGGAAGCCUCCAUUGCCAUUGCAAACCUUGCAAAACAGGACUGUUGUUAGUCCUGCUGUUAGCGGUGGUUUUAGUCUACCGUCGCCGGAUUCUGUUGCCAGCGACAGUAGCAUAACAUCGGCAAAUUCUCAGUCCAAACCCAUGUAUUUCCAAGACCAAAUUGUAAGAGACAGCUCAGUCCCAGCCAUUCCGAUCGCAGAAAGCGAUGGUUUCAUGACAAGUCAACAAGUACAAAUUCAACAGCUCCAUGACCCUGCCUAUGUAUUAACCUCACAAUUAGAUCAGAAGCAGCCACAACAACCACAACAAUUCGUCCACAGCACCACCCAUUACAUCCAUCACCAAUACCCUACAGCCGCGGGGCAUGUCCCCGUUCCAUCGUAUUAUCAUCCUGUUUACACGCAAACACCAUCUCAACAGCAACUCCAUCAUCCUAUUGAUCAGCAAUAUCCAGUCUAUUUAAUGCCCAUUACGCAAAAUCAACCAACCUACAAUAUGCCUGUUCAAUCUAGUCCUGCUGAGACUCCAAUGGCUGCACCCAACCGGCAAGCAUCAGCUAGUCCUACCAUUGUCGCUUCUCCAGUUGCUUACAAUGAUAGUAAUAAUCAACAGCCCUUCUAUCCUCAGAAGACAGUUCCAGCAGCUAUGCCAGAAAUGGCUGCAAGCAUGUAUAGGACUGCAGUAACCACGACUCCUCCUUUAUUACAGGUUUCUCACAAUCAGUUCCAGCAACCAUACAUGGGUCUUUCCCAAAUGAACUAUCCACCUCAGUCUAUAGCCAUUGCUCCCGCACCCUCCGGCGCUGCUAAUUAUGGUUUUGACUACACUAACGCUCCAGCGCAGAAUAUCCCGGCUACCCCAAUGUCUUCUCAGUACCAAACUAUGACUCAUGCAGCCGCGGCAGCAGCUCUAUCAGAUGCGUCUAGACAGCUUCCUUCAGAUGGCUCACAGCAGCAGCAGACCAGGAACUCGUAGGUAGUACACGCUAAACAGGUAAGACAAGAAAAUAUGUGCCUUUUCCCCCUUCCCCAAAUCAUUGUUAAGCUAAAACUUAUUAGUUUUCAUGCAUUCGAUAGAAUAUGAAUAAUCCAUGUAACUGUAUUCUCAUUGCUGUA
Molecule: messenger RNA, 2232 nt
Organism: Cucurbita moschata (crookneck pumpkin)
Lineage: Eukaryota; Viridiplantae; Streptophyta; Magnoliopsida; Cucurbitales; Cucurbitaceae
Exons: 2
Coding region: 68-2092 (674 amino acids)
Molecular function (GO): protein binding
Source: RefSeq, a predicted model, not a curated record